UUCUCUAAAUUAGUUUACUACAUGUGAAGACUUCAGUGACUUUAAAUUGGUACCAAGUGGUUUUUGUGCAAAGUUCCUUUCAAGGAAUUCAAGUAUUUCUAAAGUCUUUGAUUCGUGUACACUUGUAUGAUGACGCCCUCUGUAGACCAAAUAAGGUAAUCACAACAGGCUGUAAAAUCAAAAUCUCUUCUCUUUGUUUAACCGACGCCUACUGUAAUGAACAGAAGAGCAACAGGAUAAGACUUUGGACACUGGCUGCAUGAAAUGGGCCUUGCGCAAUCUUGCGUUCCUACUCAGUGUACUUGAGGCUCAAGUAUUUGGUGUGGCAGUUCACAUAAACUGGGGCGGUGUCUUCAUUCAUUGUCACUCCGUGACAGAUGACAGACAGUUGACGCAUCUAAUGAACUGUUGAGCCGUUGACGCCCAACCACGCCUCCACAUGACUGUAGCUAAUGAGCGUCGAGCAUAACUCAUGAGGGCGGGGUUUGAGUCUCGGCAACGUUAAGUUGUUUUCAUCGACCGUGUGGCAGAAGUGCAAGCACCGUUGGCUAUGCAGACGUAAACUAACAGCUGUCGAUGAGGCCGCCGCCGACAAUCGACCACGGCCGGGUUUAAUCACCACGGAGAACUUUUUAGGCGAACGUUAGAGCAUUACAGCUGCGGUUUAAGUGUUUUUGUGGCCAUGGAGGAGAAGAAGGAGGAGGGAGAAGCGGAGAUCCAGGAACACGGACCCGAGCACUGGUUCUCCAAAUGGGAGCGGCAGUGCCUAGCCGAGGCCGAGCAAAAAGAACCGAGUGAAGAGGAGACCGAACAGAGCCAACAGAAACUCUGGCAUCUUUUCCAGAACUCCGCCACCGCCGUCGCACAAUUGUAUAAAGAUAGAGUAUGUCAACAACAGGGGCUUUCCUUGUGGGUUCCCUUUCAAAAUGCUGCAACUGCCGUCACUAACCUAUACAAAGAGAGUGUUGAUGCCCAUCAGCGGAGUUAUGAGCUGGGUAUUCAGAUUGGUCAUCAAAGACGAAAUAAAGAUGUCCUGGCGUGGGUGAAGAAAAGGAGGCGGACUAUUCGGCGUGAGGAUCUUAUCAGCUUCCUAUGUGGUAAAGCCCCACCACCACGUAGUUCCAGGGCUCCGCCAAGACUUGCAAUGGUGUCGCCAAGCCGACCCACAUCCUCGGAGACAAGUUCAUCUGUAGAAACAGACCUGCAGCCUUUCAGGGAGGCCAUUGCUCUGCAUGGUCUAAGCGGAGCCAUGGCGAGUAUCAGUAUGCGCUCCGGAGCCCCAGGUUCACCUACACACCUGAGUGCCAGCUCCGCCCCCAGUCGCCGCAGAAAUGGUCUCCACGAUGUGGACCUCAACACUUUCAUUGCCGAGGAGAUGGCGCUCCACCUCGACAACGGAACUCGGAAACGAAGUUCCUCACAGUGCAAUGAUGUCAUAACAGACUCGCCCACUCACAAACGCAAUAGGAUGAUCUGAGCUCUUAAGAAAAGAAAACAACAGCAAAAUAUGUGAAAAAAUGCCACUCUUCAGUCAUCCUCCCAUCUUUAUUCAGACCAGGAAAUAAAAGCAGCCAAUAACAGUGCUCCCCACAGCCCAGCACAUUCUCUGAUUGGUCUACAGAGCCCAGUUGAGGUGAUCGGUGGGAGACAGUGUUCAGUGCAGAGGCCUAAGUGCCCUUCCAUAGGAUCCUGUCGACAAACACACAACCCUCAUUCACUAUAUUGCUGCGUGAGCUGAUUGUGUGCAUGUAAGGUUGUGUUACAGCUGAACUGAGAUGCGAUCGGAUACAGGAACAAGAAAACAUUUUUGUGUGCAUGUUCGCAACAUAAUGAGCAAUGUCUGUAUGAUUGCGCGUGUAUACAAGUACUUGAUGUGUGUGAGUGUAUGACUGAUGAGUUUUGUGUUAGAGUGUUUGGUACCUGCCUCUUCCUCCAGCACCUGUCACUGCCCCAGCUCUCAGUUACCACGCUGCGGCUUUGAAAAGCAACAAAUGUUUUAUUUUAAUAUUAUUGUCAAUGUUAUU
Messenger RNA from Sinocyclocheilus rhinocerous, 2024 nucleotides. RefSeq names its product UPF0472 protein C16orf72 homolog. The transcript has 4 exons. The record is from RefSeq and is a predicted model, not a curated record. NCBI's taxonomy places the organism in Eukaryota, Metazoa, Chordata, Actinopteri, Cypriniformes, Cyprinidae. The coding region runs from base 683 to 1477 and encodes 264 amino acids.